CCAUGGCAUUCUCAAUCGGCUUUCAAGUCACCUUUUCAACCCAACUUUUAGUGUCGAAAUGGCUCGUCCCACCGAUCCGGAGAAACGCGACAGGCAACAAAAGGAGCUGGUGCGGAAGCGCGGCGGAAGUCUCAUGAGAAAGGCCGAGCAACUGGGGAGGCUUGGCGAGAUCUUUGUAUUUACCGUUUUCUAUGAUCCACUGUAUGGCUACGACGGCAUUGUCAACAUCCCCGAGGGCUUUGAAGAACCAAACAUCAAAAAAAUGUACGAAAUGCUGCGCGACGGUCACAGGCCUACCCGAAGAAGAAGACGGCGCUGUUCAGAUUCAUCGUCACAGCGGCGAAAACAGCCCCAAGAAUUGCCCCACGAAACCGUACUCGAUGAGAUCACAGUCGAGGCAAGUGACGGAAGCUGCUUGCAAGAAGCCGACGGCGACUCCUCUAUGCAGGAAAAUGGCCGCCAACAGAACAAUGAGCUGCAGGCAUCCUCGGACGGAAUAGCUGAGAUUGAUGCCCCCCACGAGGUGGAUGCCGAUUUCAAAACCCUAUUUGGACAGGUUGAGGUUUGCAACGACUCGAAAGUAGCAGAUCUUCAGCUAGUGAAGACGCAGGCAUCCACGACCGCUCGGGUCAAGUUCCGCAGAUCAGGAAAUGUUGUGGUCGCCGAUACAUCGCAGCGCCAUCUCGAUAAGUAG
Molecule: messenger RNA, 694 nt
Organism: Pyricularia pennisetigena
Lineage: Eukaryota; Fungi; Ascomycota; Sordariomycetes; Magnaporthales; Pyriculariaceae
Exons: 3
Coding region: 59-694 (211 amino acids)
Source: RefSeq, a predicted model, not a curated record